Ctenocephalides felis (cat flea) is the source of this 543-nucleotide messenger RNA. Its product is annotated as histone H3.3-like. The record is from RefSeq and is a predicted model, not a curated record. Gene Ontology annotation, molecular function: structural constituent of chromatin; protein heterodimerization activity; DNA binding. Gene Ontology annotation, cellular component: nucleosome. The transcript has a single exon. NCBI's taxonomy places the organism in Eukaryota, Metazoa, Arthropoda, Insecta, Siphonaptera, Pulicidae. The coding region runs from base 105 to 497 and encodes 130 amino acids.
GAACAUAUCAAUUUGACAGGGCCUAGACGGUUUGACAAAGAAGGGUUAUUUUAACGGUCAUUUUAAUUAUCUUAAACAAUUAUUUUGAAGAAAAUAUAUGUGAAAUGGCAAGAAAUAAAAAAUCUCCUAAAAAAAACACCACCGCACCACCUGAGAAAGCCCCCGUAGCGCAUAAUUCAACAAUUCGAAAAAGACGUCGUAAAAAUCUAUGGUUAAGAGAAAUAAAGAAGUUACAAAAAACCACGAAUUUACUUAUUCCGAAGGCCGCUUUCUGCAGAGUGGUUAAAGAAACACUACAAAAAAUAGGAGCAAAUGAUAUGAGAUUUACAGCAACAGCUAUUGAGGCUUUACAUGAAGCUGUUGAAAUUUAUAUGACACAAUUCUUCGAAGACGCUUACUUGUGCACAGCUCACCGAAGAAGAGUUACUUUGAUGCCCAUUGACAUUCAUUUGUGCAGACGUCUUCGAGGAUUAGGAGACGUUAUAAAUUCGUUUUAAGAAUCUAUAUAUUAUUUACUUUCACCGAUGCUAGUCAUAGUCAAAG